GGCGGGGGCAUCGAAUCGGGUUCCAACGGGCCGAAUACUGUAUUACUCGGUCAGUCGGUCUAGAGGUACGACAUCGGCAUAACGCGCCCUCGUGUCACUGACGUGGUGUUGUGUGUGGAUACUGUCACCAGGGUAGAGGAAACUUUUGCUUGCUUGUUGCUGUUGUUGAUGUUGCUGUUAUUGUCGGUACCGCCAAGCGGAUCCGUCGGGUGCGCGCCACCUUUGAGAGAUCGCAACCAUCCGGGAUUUGGAACCGACGAUUGGUGAUUGAUUGACCGGGAACCGGGAGACUUGUUCCAUGCAAUAAGCGACGAACCCGAUGUGGAUGGGAUGUUUGGAUUUUGUGUGUUCAACUAAUAGAAGCUAUUUAGUGAAAUUUGUGUCGAUGAAUUGUUAGUGAUUAGACAAAUACUACGAUCGAAUGAAAGUGGUUUUUUGGAAACAAGUGUUCAAUACGUUUGUCGAAUACUGAUUACGUUAGAGCUAAUUUUCGUCGAACGCCAAAUCGUGCAAGGAUCAGUCGAUUGCACUGAAGCAAAACAGUUUGGUGAAAAGUUUCGCCCACACCGACAGAAAGGGGGAGAGUUUUUUCAUGUUGGUGAGCAAGUGUGGUAACAAAAAAAACGUAGUUCAUUAAUUAAUUUUACUCUGUCGAGUGGAAAAUUAUAUGUAAAUUUCUUGCGGCCUGCGAGCUCGCCAAGUGAACGAAAAUACCUACAAGACGGUUGCAGCGUCGGCAGCGUUGGCGGCCGGUGGAGGCUUAGCUGGGCUAUGGCAUGAAAAAAGGUGAUGAGUAAAUAAAACAGAAGCACUGUGAAACAGUUGGAUGGUCGGUGAAAAGUUUGAUCGUAUCGAUAACGAGACAAGUGGAUGCGAAACACAACACCAGAAGAAGCCAUCGGGAAAGUCCCCCGGCCUGUCCUAAAUAAAUCAUCUCUCAACCGACGGAAGACACCGAAGAAAAUAUUCAAAACAAAUAAAAAAAAAUAAGCUACAGAUUUAUUUCAGUGUGGGAUUGCCGCUUUGGAAAAUAUUAAAAUUAGAUGAUCUGCCGUGUGUAUCUCCUGAAGAGAGGUGAAAACGGAAACAAGUGAGACAACUCGACCCGAGAGGCAGUGUGAUUAUCGCUUAGGCGUCCGAAAUAAAUCCACCACGAAAAAAAAGUCAUCAUUUAGUGGGAAAGUGAUGUGAGUAGUCGUCCCAGAAGAAGAAAUUUACAGUUAAUCGCCGCCCGUCGCACACAUUCACGAACGGUGCGGGCGCUCGAGGCGACAACGGCGCGGGAUUUGAGAUUUGUUUUCGUUUCUAUUUUCCUCAACCGGAUCAAACGCAGUGAAUCGUAUCUCAGACAGGGGGCACACAGCCGAGAAAAGUAGUGCGCUCCGGCGACAUUUGUGACAAGUGUCAAGUGACAAGUGCAUGUGAUCCGUCGCCGUUGUCGUCGUCGUCGUCGUCGUCAUCCUCCGAGUGCCGUUUUGGGCAUUGGCCACGACACGAGGCCCCAAGUGGAUUAACUGUUUGACACUAAGCUCGCUCGAGGAGCACGUCUCGUGGGGGAGGUUAUCAGACAUUCCUGAGGCACUUAUCGUCGGGUGAACUGCGGUGAUCAAAACCAAGCUGACCAAGUGAGACCAACACGAACACGAGAGCUUCUAAUAAGGUAGGUGCGUGACGGGUCCGGAUUCAAAUGGCCCACUGAAUGAGCGCGUGCUUUCGAGUGGACCUAACCCAGCUGCUGGCCAGAUGGACGCAGUUCUCGUCAGGUACAAAGGUUGGAAGGAUCGCAAGAAAUGACAAUUUAUGAUCUCAUCGCCUGUUGCCACUUCCAUCUGCGCAUCCUCACCGAAUCUAACCGCUACGAACUACGAUGAUCGCCAACUGAUCGCCAUAUCAGCUCAACCGCAAAAUGCAUCACUGCCAUCAAUUGCCACCACCAAUCAGCAGCAGUAGCAAGAUCCGCAACAACUUAACCAAAGCAACCAAGCUCUUCAACCGGCCUACUGCAACCGCUCGACAACGACGUCAUUAAUUGCAACCAAAUCUUUUGGCGGCCUGCUACGCCCCGAAUCCUCGCGUAUCAAUUUAAAAAACAUUUAAAUUUUCGUAAUCUCCUCGGUGUGCCGGUGUGUAACCAAAAAAUAAAGCCGUUCAGUUAUCCGGUGCAGUAGCAGCAGCCGACGAAGAGCCGCGCAAAGUGCAUUCGCACAUAUUUAUGUUGGAAAUCAUCACGAAUGGCAUAAUGACUUCAUCGGGCAUGGACAUAAGUGAAUCGUUUCGGCCCGAGGAUCUGGGAAAGACAGACUUCUUCGACUUUGUGAGUGGAGGAUCGUCCGCAGUGACUGCCAGCACCUCUGGGGACAUGACCGUUGCCAACGGGGGCGCGGGGUCAUCAUCGACAGCAUCGACAGCAACCACGACGACCGCGGUGACGUUAACGGGCAGCACAGCGACAGGAGGACAGCCCAGGAUCCCGUCGGCUGUAGAUCGACCGCCGGGAACGGGCGGAGGCGGUCCCAAAAAUGCCGGCCCCGAAUCCCUUAAUGGAAGCCAGUCCACCACGAGCGGGAGUGGCUCCAGCAAUAGCAGCAGCAGCGGUGGUGCCAGUGGAAACAAUGGCCCUGCCAGCAAUCAACCGCUGCAAGGAUUCGAUCAGUUCUGGGGACCUGAUAAGGACGUCAACCGACUCGAUCAAUCCAUGUUCGACGAAAUGAAUCGCUACUGUUGGAUUCAGCAACAAAACAAUGGGCAACCGUCUGUGGGCUCCAUCAGUAAUUCCGUAGCUGAUACGGAUGGGCAGAUCUACACCCUCACAGUGCUCAACGGAGCUCCGGAACCAUGGGUCCUGCGGAAGGAUCCCACCCCAUCCGAGCCACCGCCUCCUGCCGCUAAUCUCGAUCUCGACACCAUUCUAGGAGGCUUUCCGGGCUACGUCAAGACCGAGUGCUUUUCCUACGAUGACAGCGGGUUCGGCACCGAUCACCACGCCAAGGAGGAUCCUCAGCAGCAACUGCUAACGCAGCAACAGCAGCAGCACCUGCACCAGCAAGUACAACAAAUACCGGUCUCGUCGACCAACAUCGUCCUGUCCAACAACCUGAUGGACCCGAACAGUGUGAUAGCCUAUCAGAACAAUAACAACGACUGGCAAAUGUCAGACCACAAUGUGAUAGAGCACGAAACCCCCGAGUCCCUACUACGGAGUGCCCUGCAAGGCAAGGGUUACACCAAAGGAACAGCCGUCCAGCUGCAAAAUGGCAUCACGGUAAUACCUGCCGGGCAGAUCAAAGAGGAAGACCUGAGGAGAGUUCUCUAUUCCAGCGAUGCCGAAACGCUUGGUUACGCAGACUCGACACUCACGAAUCCUCUAUUCGAAGAUUCCACCUUGCACUCACCCAACUCGAACCACCCGCAGCAACACCAACCACACCCUGCCAGCCUUGGUGGCGGCUCAAUAGGUGAUCUCGGCUCAGGAGUCGUGGUUGACGACGACAUGUUCCUCACCCUAGAGCCCAGCUUCACUGAAGAUUACGAGAAGCUGAAACGGAUCGCCUCCGAGGUCCAGCAGUUCUGCACGGACAACAACAACUAUACCGAAAUCAUCGUUGAAUCAGCUGCCAUCAACCACCAACAUCAAAAUCCUAGCCUUAUCAGUAGUAAUAACAGUAAUCAGAACCUAGUGAUAUCCAGCGUCAACAGUGGCGCUAGCCACCACUCGAUAUCGACGACCACCUCGUCCGACGUGGUAACCACGACCUCAACCACCAAGGUGAAAGCGCCUCGGUCAUCCAAGAAGUACAAGCGAUCUCUCACCAGCAGCAGUGCAAACGCCACCACUACCACCAACAACAACAACAGCAUAACGCACAACAAUAACAACACCAGCAUGAGCAAUCUCAACACCACCUCGGCGUCGUUACUCAGCUCAACCAAUCACAGCCCCAGUAACAACAACCCCAGCCCGACGCACUGCAAUGGCCAGCGGAAAGAACGAUCUCUCCACUACUGUUCGAUCUGCUCCAAGGGCUUCAAAGAUAAAUACUCCGUCAACGUUCACAUUAGGACGCACACCGGCGAGAAACCUUUCGCAUGUUCGCUCUGCGGAAAAAGCUUCCGCCAAAAAGCUCAUCUGGCCAAGCACUACCAAACGCACAUGGCCCAGAAGAACCCCUCCGGCAGUGUUAAGGCCAGCAAAUCGAACCGAGCAGCGGCAGAGCAAGCGGCAGCAUCAGCAGCUGCUGCUGCGCAACAGCAAGCCGGUCCCCCGCAACUGUCACCGUCUCCGGUACCGGUGCAGUCAAACCUUCUCCCGCCACUGCAGUCUGUCCAGCAGGUGCAACAGUCGGUGUCGCAACCGAUUCUACUCAACACUGCCACCAUCGUUGCCGGCCGGUAACUGGCCUCGGAUAUUACAUAAGAGUGAAACAGCACAGACCCUCACUGCCCGCAAAAAAAAACAAUUCAGAUGAGUUCGCAAAACCGAAAACAACCAUUAGUAUACAAUAGUAUGGAACGCACAAUUUUUGGAAAAUGAAAUGUUGCCAGUCUGAUGGAUUUUUUUUCACUUGUUUGUUUUCUACCUGCUCAUUAUCCAUGAUUCUAUAGUACUUUAUUUAUAGUAUAACUCUUGUGUUAUCUUGGGUCAUCUUGUCAGUUAUGUUUAAAACGAAGUUUCACGAAAUAUUGACGUUUCCCGUAAAAAAAAUCGCUCAAACGAUUCUUUAACUUGUUCUUGAUCAACUUUCUCAAAAAAUCCAUAUUGCUAACGCCUCUAAAUAUUUUUUUAAAUUUAAAACUAAAAAUAAAAAAAACCGCUGCAAGUUUACUUUUGGACCAAAAUUUGCCUAAUUUUGUAAUGACCUCAGACCAAUUUUAGACCAACAUUUGAAAAGUAACAGCCAAAAUGUAUUCCUUCUGAUUCUUUGUCCACAUAUAUACAGUCGCGAUUCGCUGGUUGGGCCACGACCUCGGCCCAACUAACGAAUUCGGUUUUUUAGUUGGGCCAACUGACAGCCAUUUGAACACGUGUAUUUCGAUUUGAACAUCACAAAUGAUGUCCAGUGACGCCCAAUCCUGU
This is a messenger RNA of Armigeres subalbatus, 5074 nucleotides long. Its product is annotated as zinc finger protein sens-like. Gene Ontology annotation, biological process: regulation of DNA-templated transcription. Lineage: Eukaryota; Metazoa; Arthropoda; Insecta; Diptera; Culicidae. The record is from RefSeq and is a predicted model, not a curated record. The transcript is spliced from 7 exons. Gene Ontology annotation, molecular function: DNA-binding transcription factor activity, RNA polymerase II-specific; RNA polymerase II cis-regulatory region sequence-specific DNA binding. The coding region runs from base 2213 to 4393 and encodes 726 amino acids.